AUGUCUACUACAACAGAAGUUAAAGUAAAAAGAAUGUCAGUAGAUAUUGUAGUGGAAAAUCAACAAAAGAAGGUUAAAGAGAGUGAUAAAAAAUUGAAGAACAAACAAGAACCAGAAAAAAGACUGAUAACAAAUAGUGAGGGUGAUAAUGAAACUAAUGACCCAUUUAUCUCUGAAGAACAUAUGGAUGUAAAAAAUGAGUCAGAAGAUGAAAUACCUCCUACCCCAUCUGUAAAUACCAUUAAAAUCACUUCAGGUAUAGUAAAUCCUAAAAAGAGAAGAAAGAUUGUAGAUAAGACAUAUACUGGUGAAGACGGUUAUAUUAUAACAAGAAAGGAAGAGGUAUAUGAGAGUUGUUCCGAAAAUGAUGAAGAAGUAAAAAGCAAAGAAAAUGUUGAACAUGUUAAUACAAAAAUAAUAGAGACCUCACCAAAAGGAAAGAAGAACGGUGUGAAAACUUUUAAGAAAAAGGUAUCUCAACCCCAAACAGGAAAACAAACUACAAUUAUGAACUUCUUUAAUAAAUCUGUUAACGGAUGA
This is a messenger RNA of Parnassius mnemosyne (clouded apollo), 540 nucleotides long. Lineage: Eukaryota; Metazoa; Arthropoda; Insecta; Lepidoptera; Papilionidae. The record is from the annotation of a GenBank genome assembly.